Aphidius gifuensis is the source of this 8509-nucleotide messenger RNA. RefSeq lists its product as uncharacterized. Lineage: Eukaryota; Metazoa; Arthropoda; Insecta; Hymenoptera; Braconidae. The transcript is spliced from 9 exons. Gene Ontology annotation, molecular function: DNA-binding transcription factor activity, RNA polymerase II-specific; RNA polymerase II transcription regulatory region sequence-specific DNA binding. Gene Ontology annotation, cellular component: nucleus. The coding region runs from base 1126 to 6336 and encodes 1736 amino acids. The record is from RefSeq and is a predicted model, not a curated record. Gene Ontology annotation, biological process: regulation of neuron differentiation; positive regulation of transcription by RNA polymerase II.
AAAAAACAACAAGUGAAUUUAGAUAAAUUAAUUAUACUUUUAAUAAUAAUUGUGAAAUAAUAUAAUUUAAAAAUUUUUAAUUCUCCCACACGAUUGUUUGAAAUAUUCAACCGCCCUCUUUGCUGAAGAAACUUCGAGUGCGGCGGGCGUUAUUAUUACUACUACUACAAAUACACAAAGCAACGCCUCCCCCACUUCUUACAAGGGGGGAAACCUACGCGCAUGGCAGUGUGGCCCCCGUGGAAUCGUCACCCUCGAUCACGCACGAAUUUCGCGGCCAGAACAAUUCGGCUUUUAUCGCUCGUCCGCUCGAGGCUUUAAGCCUUGCAAUUUUUGUGUUAUUUUGUGCGUGAUUUUUAAAUAAAAACUGUGUUUAUCAAUAUUGAUAUCAAUAAAAUAUUUAAUAUUUUAUUAUUUUAAAUUUUUUAUAAUAUAUAACAAAAGUGAUUAAUAAUUAUAUGACACUUGAUCAAAUUUUUCAUCAUUAAAUUUAUUGGCAUUUUACCUAAUUUUUGUUUUUUUUUUUUCAAUUAAAUCUUAAAAUCAACAAGGUCAUGUGAUAUCAAAGUGAUUAUUAUUAUAAAUAUAAAAGUUAAUUAUCAAGACAGCAUUAAUUAUCAAGUGAUUAUUUAUCAAAAUAAGGAUAUUUUUUAUGUGUUUUAAAUUUAAAAAUUAAAAAAUUGUUUUGUGCAACUUUUUGGAUAACAAUACCCUGGUGCUUGCAAUCGUAAAUAUCGACAAACAAUUUUGGAAUAAUUUUUAGUGUAAUAUUGUGGGUUUAAUAUUUAUAGUGAAAUAAAUUAUCUCUAUUAUCAAUUUUUAUAUAAACAUAUUAUUGAUUAAUUUGAUGACAAAUAAAUUUGUUUAAAAAUCAAAUUAAUUAUUGCGUUUAGAUAGACGAAAAUUUGAUAUUUUUUGUGAAGAAACGGUUUAUUACGUGACAAACACGUUGGAUUCAAGCAUCAAUCAGAGAUCACAUCAUCAACGCUUCAUGUGCCUCUCAACUGAUGAUGGUGCUUUUUAAGAAACCUGCAAUGUGAAACUCGAGCAUACGGGGAUUCUUGUUGUUGGAUACUAGAAUGCGUUGAGAAAAAGGAACAAACCAAUGUCAUUGUCAUCACCGAGAUGUCAGCAGUAACCAGCCCGUAUGGCCCCACGGAUAUGCUCUCCGACUCGGUGUAUAACUACGCAACUUCCCGUCGGGGCACAUCAACAACUGAUCAAGACAGUGGUGAUUCACAACUUGAAGCUCAGACAGAUCAAAUGCACCAUCAAUUGUCUAGUAUGCAAAAACCAAGAAAUAAACGUAAAAAUUUUAAGCCAAUUAGUAGCAGAAUGGCUGAGGUAUCAGAUGAAGAAUCAGGCAGAGAAACACGUGAUGAUGAUUCUGAGACUAUUGAUGACACAACAAACUCAAAUGAUGUUCUUGAGUUUGAGAGAAAGACGAUGAUCAUUCCGCCAAAUGAUGAAACAUCCAAACAAAGACUUAAUAAUAAUGAAGCUAGUCCAAUGGACCUUUCAGUUGCUCCAAGACCCCCAUCAUCAGAUGGCGAUGAAGGUAGCGUCGAUUCUCUCAGACACAAGUUCAUUCUUGAGCAGUUGAGGUCUCAAACCCUCUACUCACCAGGUGUUGAAGCAGGAAGACCAGAAUCAGAAUCAUCGGAAAAAAGUGAAAGUAUCAUAGAUGCCAGUCAACUGGAUAAUAUGAGAUUUGAUGACGAUGAUGAUGAUGAUGAUGACGAUGAUGAUAAUGAUAAUAAUAAUGUUAAUAAUAAUGUUAAUAAUAAUGGUAAUGAUGAUGAUGAUGAUGAUGAUAAUGAUGAUGAUAAUGAUGAUGAUGAUGAUGACGAUAGAAUUCAAGAAGUUGAACCAGAGACUGAAAUUAUGGAACGUAAACCUUUUGAAAAUAUGGCAGAAUAUACACAACCAACAUGGCAAGAACUUUUAGCAAUGUAUGGAUUUACUGGUAGUGAAUUAGCCAAAUCAGCUAGUUUACAAUUACCAGGUACAUUUUUAAAUCCUCAAACUGGUCAACAAAUUAAUAUUAAUCAAAAUAAUCAUAGUCAAUCACACAGUCAUCGAAGUCAAUCAAGUCAACAAAAUCAAAACCAGCCACAUCAGCAAGGAAAAGUCAAGUUGAAGGAAGAAAAGGACACAUCAUCAAUGGCCCCAGGUAGUCCCCCAACGCCGCCUCAUACACCCCAAAGUCCAUGGAGGCAACAGAAUCCUUCGGGUAAUUUAUCCCAGUCAAGUCAAAUCACAAAUGUUAUUUUACCAAGUCUUCCUCAUUCCCUCCAGUCCCUUAACCAGUCACCACUAAGUCAAAUACUUGUACAAAAUCCCGCCCUCGCUCAAUUACUCCAACAAAAUCCAGCAACACUUUUACAAAAUCCACAAUUGGCACAGUUAUUACAGCAAAAUCUACAAGCUCAUAUGGGAAAUGUUUUAUUUUCUCAAGAUACCAAUAGAGAAGAGUCUGAAGAAUCAAAGUUAACUCCGUCAAUAGUCAAUCUUUCGUCUGUCAAAAUGGAAACAACGGAUCCAAAGGUAUCUGUUUUACUAAGACAAUCCAUGUCACCAGGAGCAGAAAAUUUAGUUGGUGGAAAAACAACAAUAUCACAAUCUACUAUUGAUUAUUCGAGAUACGUCAGGCGAUUUUCAUCGAGUCAAGAAUGUGGGAGUCUUAAUUGUAAAGAAAUGGGCUGUAGAGAACAUUUUCAUUGUUUAGAUUGUAGUGGACGUGUAUUUGUAAAAAAAGAAGAAAUGAUUAGACAUUUUAAAUGGCAUAAAAAACGUGAUGAAUCGUUACAACAUGGUUUUAUGAGAUAUUCACCAACUGAUGAUUGUGCUGAACGUCAUCCAAUGCGUAUAUGUCCACACAAUAAAAAACAAACUCAUUAUCAUUGUAUUCAUGACAAUUGUGAUAAAACUUACAUAUCAACAUCAGAUGUACAAAUGCAUGCUAAUUAUCAUAGAAAAGAUUCAGCAAUUAUUCAAGAAGGUUUCCAAAGAUUUAGAGCAACAGAAAGUUGUGCAACAGCCCAUUGUCCAUUUGCUGAUCAACGAACAACUCAUUUUCAUUGUCGAAGAAUGAAUUGUAGAUAUACAUUUAAAAAUAAAGCUGACAUGGAUAAACACAAAUCAUAUCAUAUUAAAGAUGAACAAUUAUCACGUGAUGGUUUUAAAAAAUUUAUGAAAAAUGAAGUGUGUCCAUUUGAUCAGUGUCGUUUUUCACGUGUUUGUAAUCAUAUACAUUGUAUACGACCUCAUUGUAGCUAUGUACUUCACUCAUCUGGACAAUUAUUUUCACAUAAACGUAAGCAUGAAAGACAUGAUUCAGAAAUGGCUUACAGAAAAUAUAAACAAGUUGGUGGUGUUAGACCACCUGGAUGGAGUCCAGAAGAAAUGGGCAGUCAAAGUUUAUCAUUAAGCAUGAAUGGUGAUAGUUUUAAUGAAGAAGCAGGAUCUCCUUCAUUCUAUUCACUUGAAGAUUCAUUUCAAAGUGCUAGUGAUUUAGCAAUGGAUUUGACUGCCUCAACAACAAGUGAACCAUUAGCAAGUGGUAGCUCAACUACCAUGGCAAAUGAUCAAGAAUCACCACAAUCACCACAGCAAUUAACUUCUGCGGAAUUAGUAUACUUAUCAACAGCAUCAGCAGACUGUCCUUGUAAUCAUGGACAAGAGCAUCAUCAUUGUACACUUGAUGGAUGUGGUGCAGCGUUAAGAGAUCCACGUGAAGUACGUGAACAUUUAGCUGAACAUGAAGCACAAGAAAGAGUUACUGAUGCAUAUUUUGAAGAAAGUACCUGUGAAGAUUCUUGUCCUUAUUUUGAUAAAGAAAAACAUUAUCAUUGUAAUUGGGAAAAUUGUAAAGAAGUUAUUUUAGCAACUGAUAAACCAUUUCGAAGAUUACAACAUUAUAAAAUUCAUGAAUACAGUAGGCAGCUAAAUUUAAAUUCUACAACUCAAGUAUUAUCGUCUGACGUAACAUUAACACACUUGACAAAUAUUGAUGCAAUGUUUAGGCGAAAACGUGGUAGACCACCAAAAAAUAGAGUCAUUGAAAUUUGGUCAAGUGAUCAUUCAACAAAUCAUACACAAGACUCACCUCAGGCAAUAUUUACAAGCUUUAAGCUGCCUAAACCAACUCCUAGCUUAACUCCACCCCAUCCAAUGUCCGAUGAGCGAGAUAGAAGUCUUUCACCAACAAACAGUACUGACGAACCUGAUGGUUUUUCCACUUAUAACCCUGAUACCUGUCCUGAUCCGGCUUGCAUCGUUAGGCCAACGCGACAUCAUCACUGUUCCCAACCACGCUGUCACUUCUCCACAGAUAGAGCCGAUCAACUGUUGAUGCACAGCAAGGACUUUCAUGAUAACGUGGACAUCCCGCCUGGUUUUGCUUUUUUCGAUAAGAUGGUGGAUUGUCGAUUACCUGGAUGUCACAGCAAUCGUGUUCAUCGCCAUUACCAUUGUACACGGCCCAACUGUGGUUACUCAUUUGUUCGUUAUUCAACAAUUGUACUUCAUGAAAAACAACAUUUCAAUUCAAGUGAGACCGACUCAACAGCUGUUAUUAAACGUGAGGAUCAAGUUAAACAGGAAUCAAAGCCCAGAAUACAGGUUAAAAAUCCAGCUGAACUCAUUGAAAAACCUGAUAAUAAUCGAGAUGAUAGUCAAUCUCUUAUCAACGUCAAAGAAGAGUUGGUUAGUCCUGAUGUUAAUAAAACGAUGGUGGUGAGGGCAGCAGGCACCUAUUAUCCGGUCAGUGGACCACCGAACGAACCGGCACUUCCGGGCGCCAUGCUAUCCAUGCGAGCUUCCGUGCACCAAGAUACUGCAGUUAUUCCAUCAACAAGUUCAACAUCAUCACAUAUUCUUUAUGGUCCUGAACAAAGUUGCAGCCGUCCGUUUUGUAAACUUAAACGAAAAAAUCAUUAUCAUUGUAAUGCUUGUAAUCAGGCAUUUUCUGAGGUAGAUCGUCUUGUCACACAUGUUGCAAAACAUUCAACAGGUGUUAUACUAACUCAACAACACGAAGCAACUAGCCAAGCUUCUAAUCAAUUGCAGCAUGAUUAUAUUGGCCAAUUUCCUCAGCAAAAACACGACUAUAUCAAUCAAAAUGCUCAGUUGGCACAAAACAUUCAGAGCUUCCAAAAUAUGCAGCAACAGAUGCACCAAACUUUAGGUCAAAUAAAUCAACAGCAACAACAACAGCAUCAACAUUUACAGCAUCACCAACACCAACAACAACAACAACAGCAGCAACAACAGCAAAAGCAGCAACAACAACAACAACAACAAUCUGUUAAAAAUAUGAAGCUUGUGAGUCCUUCAUUUGACUUGCAUGGCACAAAUAAUGUAAAAAAAGAACCAUCCGACCAAAAUCGAGAAGAAAAUAAUCAUCGAAACUCAGAUACAAAUGAAAAUAUUCAGUUAAUUCAUUCUCAAACUCCAUCAAGUGUUUCUCAAUCUGUACCACCAAGUUUUGAAUUAGAUUUGAGUCAUGGUUUUCAUUUUCCAAAUCCAGCAGUAAUGGCUGCAAUGAAUCAACAAAUAGCACUAAUGAAUCAAGCACUUCCACCUUUUUUGCAGCAUGCUGGAAUGUAUGGUGGUGGUCCAGGUUUAAUGUUUGCACCUGGUCUUUCAUCAGCAAAUUAUUUACCACCUGGUAGAGAUGAAAAUCCAUUAGCUUCACUUGCUGCUAAUUUAAAUCUCAAUAAACGAUCUUUAUCACCACCUGAUUGCAAUUCUCCAGAAGCUAAAAAACAAAGACUUCAUCAUUCAAUGCGAAUGCUAAAAGAUGAACCAGUUCCUGAAGGCUAUGUAAGAUUUCGUUUCAAUGAAGAUUGUCGUUAUCCACUUUGUGGUUACAGAGAGCAUCAAACUCAUUUUCAUUGUAUGCGACAAGAUUGUGGCUAUUCAUUUUGUGAUAAAACACGUUUUGUUCAGCAUACAGCUCGUCAUGAAAGGCUUGAUACUCUUAUGGGUGGUGAUUUUCAGCAAUAUCGUGCUAAUGUACCAUGUGGACGUGGACAAUGUGCUUACACGUCAUCUCUAGGUUCAAUGCAAAAUAAAGCAUCUCAUUUUCAUUGUCUCAAAUGUGAUUUUGUUUGCACUGAUACAAAUAAAGUUGUUGCUCAUAGACGACAACAUGCUAAACUUGACAGUAUUGCUGCAGCAGGUUUUCAAAAAUUUACACCAAGUCAACCAUGUGGUGCUGUACAAUGUCAACAUUCAGGCAAACAAACACAUUAUCACUGUCUUCAAUGUCAAUAUGCUGUGCUUGGAUUAGCUCAAAUGUCUGCUCACAAGUAUCGUCAUAUGGAUGGUUAAAUAAAUCGUUUUUGUUGUUAUUAUUUUAAAAUUUUGACAAAAUUAAAAAUAGUAUUUUUAUUUAUUAAAUAAAAUUAUUAUACAAUUUAAUAGUUAAAAUUAUUCAUGCUCAUAUAGCUUAUAACGCCAUCAACAUAAAGACAAACAAUUAGUAUGAAAAGAAAAUUAUUUUAAAUGUGAAUAGUCGAAGUCAUAAAUACUUCUAGAAUUUCGAAUAUCCUUUUGUCAUGAUUCUUGAGAGUAAGAGAGAGAGGAGAUAGCAAAUGACGAAGAGUAGAAUUGUAUAGUAUUUAAAAACACAAAUGCAAAAGACUGUCGGCUGAAAAUCAUAAUGUAUGUGAGAAAUAAGUCUAAAAUAUGAUAAAUGAUGAUUCUUAUGCAGUAAUGCUAUCUAGCUGAUAAAUAUAUAAGCGAUUGAGUACUCGAAAAAAAAAAAUAAUAAUAUUCACUUAUUGGCAUUUCAUUAUGACUAGUCCUUGCACUAUAAAAAAUAAUAUACUGUCAAGUAUAUUUAAUACAUUAAAAGACCAAAAUCAAAUGAAUUAUUGCAAUUGUUUAAAACCGUAAAAAUUAAAUAUAUAUAUAUAAAAUUUAGUAAUCAUAUAAUGUAUAUGUAAAUAUGUAUCAACAAAACUGAAUGAAAGAUUAAAAAUACUAGAUUUUGAUAUUGUAAUUCAGUUUAAUUUACGCAGGUUAAAUGCUCAAACUAAUGGAUGUCCAAAUAUAGCCAAUAUAAACUAUGUCGUUCAUUUAGUUUUUCGGCAAACCUUUGUGUUUAAAAAAAAUAAAAAAUAAUAAUCAUGAUUAAUGUUGGAUGUUUGACUUUACACUUGUCAGCAUUGAAAUAGAUAGAACUUGAAUAAUAAUAUUAACAUAGAGAACUGAUUAUAUAUACUGUCAAUGAAAACUGUUGGUAGGUGCUUUUUAAGUUCUACAUUUUUUUUUUUUUACAUUUUUCUCUAAAUUAAAAUAAAUAGAGCAAGAGUUAAAAUGACUGAGCAUAGUUUUACGAACUGAGUCAAUAAUAACUCAAAAAUUAACAGAAAAAAAUAAAUAUUUAAAAAAUACAAUUACUUAUAAAACCGUGAAAAAAUAAAAUGUAUUAAAAACUGAAAAUAAUUUCAUUUAAAGUGGACUUAACAUUAGUGCCUUAGAAGAAAAAUAAUUAGAUUAUUCAUAAACUUUAUAGAAUUAUAUAGAUUCUUGAUUUUCAUCAUGAAAAAAAGUCGUUUUUUUUUUAACAGUAAUUCUAAAUUAUUUAUCAUGACAAAUGAAUUUCUUCUGUGAAAGCCUAAUUGUGUUUUAGCUUAUGCAGUGCAAAUAAAGCUGUUGAACGAGUAAAUUGAUGUUAUUCCACAAAAUGAAUUUCAAUAAAUUUUAGCCAACAUAGAGUACAACAUUUUUUGCAUAUAUAUUACAUAUAUAUUUCCAAUGUUUUUUGGUUUAUAAUAAAACCAAAAAUUAUUAAUGUCGGCUAGUGGCAGUGUAAAAAGAACAGAAGAAAAAAAACAAAUUUACAAAAAGAUAAACAAAAUCAAUAGAUAAUAUGUUUGUUUCGUAUAUGACUUUUGUGCAGAAAAUUAUCUAGAUUUUUGUCAAUUAUUUUAUUACUGUCGUGAUUACUACUAUUUUAUUUUUUUUCUAAAUAAAGAGUUGUCGCAUACACAAGUACAACGGUGAUUGCCAGGUGGCUAAGGCUUAAUAAGCCACAUGAGUGCCAUACCGCAUGUAAACUCAAUUAUUCUUAAAAAGAUUAUGAAAUAUACUAGAAUUUUAAUAAGAUAAAAUAUUUGUAAAAAAAAUUUUGUGUGCUAAAUAAGACAUAAAUAAUAUGAAAAAUGUUUAAUAAUAAAUAUAAAUAAAUAAUAAAUAAUAAUAAAAAAAAUAAAAAACAAUAAAAGAAAUGUAAAAUUUAAGAGUUGUGAUGAAAAAAAAAAAAAAAUAAUAAAAACAUAUAGUGUUAUAAUAUAUUUAUUUAAAAAAUUUAGGCGUACAGAAAAAGUUUAAGUUAACUAACAAUUGCUAAAAAAGCAUUGAAUAAUAAAAAAAAGAAUUUCAUUUGGGUUGUUAAUGUAAUGUAAUAAUGAAAAGUUAAUAAGAGAAUAUAAUUUUAAUAAUUGAUAAAAAAUUUUUACCCCUUAAAAAAAAAAAAAAACAAUAAAAAACAAAAUCU